Molecule: messenger RNA, 2130 nt
Organism: Endocarpon pusillum Z07020
Lineage: Eukaryota; Fungi; Ascomycota; Eurotiomycetes; Verrucariales; Verrucariaceae
Exons: 2
Coding region: 1-2130 (709 amino acids)
Biological process (GO): intra-Golgi vesicle-mediated transport
Cellular component (GO): COG complex
Source: RefSeq, a predicted model, not a curated record
AUGUCCUCCACUCACCUCAACGAACCCGGUGGCGGCUUGAGAGAUGUGGCCAAGUCCUCAGUAUCACCGUCUGAAGGCGCCGUCUCCGGCCGCAACACUGUGCUCUCAAACAAGCUUACAGGUGUCUUAUCGCAAUCUUACGCCGACCCUGAGAUCAGAGAAAGCCUUUCAAUCUUGGAUGCUCGAGGCGUGGUAAACGAUGCUAGUGCUAGGCGAAGGCUAAGACUCGAUGCACAGAAGGAAGUCAUUGAAUGCAAUGGUGCCAUAGUACAGGACUUUGGAGUUGUUGUAGAGCAAUUAGAGCGUGUUGGCACAAUGAUUGCAGAUUUGAAUAAGACAUGUGAAGAGAUGCGAACCCAGAUCCAUAAAGCUCAGCAGGAGUCUGGCUCUAUGCUAGAAGAAGCAUCAACCUUGACAGCACAGAAACAGGCAGUGGAGACAAAGCAGCAGUCCCUCAACGCUUUCAACAACCAUUUCAUUGUUUCAGAAGACGAUCUGACAACGCUGACCAACUCGACCAAACCUGUUGAUGAUAGAUUCUUCCAAAUCAUGAAUCGCGUCAAACAAGUCCGUAAAGAUUGCGAAGUUCUGCUUGGCAACGAGAACCAAACCCUUGGGUUGGAGCUUAUGGAGCAGACGUCUCGAAAUCUGAACGCUGCAUUCAAAAAGCUUAACACCUGGAUCCAACGAGAGUUUCAGAUGCUGGAUCUUGAAGAUCCACAUAUCAGCGCCACAAUCAGACGAGCUCUUAGAGUCCUGGCAGAGAGGCCGACACUGUUCCAAAAUUGCUUGGAUUCCUUCGCCGAGGCUCGAGAGCACGCGCUGUCCGACGCUUUCCAUAUCGCUCUCACCCAGUCCGCUACCACGGUGGUGACUGCAGCUAGACCUGCCAACCCCAUAGAAAUGCAAACCCACGAUCUCCUCCGAUAUGUAGGAGACAUGCUUGCAUGGGUUCAUUCCACAACGGUAUCGGAACGAGAAGCACUGGAAGGUCUCUUCAUUUCAGAUGGAGACGAGAUCGCGAAAGAGAUUCAAGCUGGAAGAGACAAUGAGCCGUGGUCUCGAAACAACAUCGGAGAAGACGAGACAGGAGACAGCGCAUCAGUAUUUGACGGUCGCAAGGCACUGAACGAACUAGUCAACCGUGAUCUUGAGGGUGUGAGUCGCGUCCUUAAACAGCGAAUUGAAAUUGCUGUACGCAGCAAUGAUGACCCACUGCUCGUGUACAAGGCAUUGAACUUGUUCAGGUUCUACCAAGACAUCUUCAUCAAACUUGUUGGUGCUCCGUCGAUCCUUGGAAACACCAUUGCAGAGCUCCAGACCUCAACCUUUUCCCAUUUCGAGCGGUUACUUCAAGAUGAGACCUCUACCCUUGCAAACGAGACUAUACCAGAAGAUCUGAGCUCACCACCGUUUUUGCUUCGGGAGUUGGACCAGCUCAACUCUUUCCUAAAAGCUAAUCCGGACAUAUCUGGGCCGGAGAUAUCCCAGCUACUCUCAGCCGCACUUGUUCCAUUCCUAAACCAAUGCUCAGAAAUGGCUACCGUUGUUACAGACCCUACAGCGCAAAAUGUCUUCCAGCUCAACUACCUAUCCGCCGUCAAUACUGCGUUACAACCAAGUCUUCCACCCAACCAUAGCUUCCUCGAAGCUGCUCGCAGGAAGGUAGGAGAUCUACGAGAAGAGUUGAUCGAAAUGCAGCACUCAUUCCUCCUACGUAAGUCCGGCGUAGAGCCACUUCUCGCCGCCAUUCGUGAAACUAAAGCAGGAGCCCCGACCCGGAUCGAUCUGGCCUCAUUGCCGGUCUUCAACGCAGAAGCUCUCUCUAGUCGUGCGGCACAGCUAGACGACUUCCUUCCCUCGGCCUGGAUGGAUCUGUUGGAGAACAUGAAACGACUGACAGAUAAGAGUCUGGCGAAGGAUGUCGCGCAUGAGGCGGCAGAGAGGUUCUGCGCUGAUUUUGGGGCUGUGGAGGAGGCGGUGUUGAGGGUCGAUGAGCUGAUGCUGGAUGGCAAGCGGGGAGGGGAGGGCAAAACCGGGGGUGAGUGGGAUGGUGAGCAGGAAGAGGAGACAUUGCUGAGAGAGGUGUAUCCGAGGACUACAGCAGAGAUCAGAGUGCUGUUGAGCUGA